Molecule: messenger RNA, 669 nt
Organism: Orbilia oligospora ATCC 24927
Lineage: Eukaryota; Fungi; Ascomycota; Orbiliomycetes; Orbiliales; Orbiliaceae
Exons: 3
Coding region: 1-669 (222 amino acids)
Cellular component (GO): extracellular exosome; endoplasmic reticulum-Golgi intermediate compartment
Molecular function (GO): calcium ion binding
Source: RefSeq, a predicted model, not a curated record
AUGAGAAGCAUACUCUCCGUCCUCUCCGUCCUCUCAAUCGCCACUGGCGUUCUGUCUCAUGGCUCAAAACCACACCGCGAUGAGCAUAAGCCCACCGGCGAUUGGGCUACUGACCACAUGAUCGCCGAACAUCACUUCGACAACUUCGACCCCGCCUCCUUCUUCCACCUUCACGACUUCGACCAAUCCCACACCUGGACACACGACGAAAUCCUUCGCACCUACGGCAUAAACCCUCACACUGGCAAACUCUACGAUGACACCGGCCACGAAGGCAAAGAAGUCCCCUACGAAGAACGCGAAAGAAUCGUCUCCGAAGUCCUAAAACUAAUGGACUUGGAUUCGGACCAUGCGAUUACAAAGGAAGAGUUCGAAGCUGCUAUACAAGAUGGGAAAAGAUUACCGGAUUUCAAGUUAGGAACCGGUCAUCAUGGUGAUGAUGAAUAUGAAUAUGAAAUUCAUCACUUUGAGAAGUAUCAUGGUGAUGGGGAUGUUAGAGAGGAGGAUUUGAAUCAUCCUGAGGAUAUUGCGCAUUUCAAAAAGCACGAAGAAGACGAGAAAGAAGCAGAACGCUGGGCCAAAGAAGCCGCCCUAAAAAUAAUCGAAAAGAACAUCCCCACCAAAUUCAGAGUCCAGCGCGCCGGUAAUGCCGCAGAUAAUCACCACUAG